Messenger RNA from Caenorhabditis elegans, 1677 nucleotides. It is a transcript of the gene ugt-54, whose product is annotated as glucuronosyltransferase. Gene Ontology annotation, cellular component: membrane. Gene Ontology annotation, molecular function: UDP-glycosyltransferase activity; glucuronosyltransferase activity. The coding region runs from base 26 to 1609 and encodes 527 amino acids. The record is from RefSeq and is marked reviewed. The transcript is spliced from 10 exons. NCBI's taxonomy places the organism in Eukaryota, Metazoa, Nematoda, Chromadorea, Rhabditida, Rhabditidae.
AGUGAUUUCCAUUGUUUUACAAGUCAUGAAAACACUUCUUGGAUUUUUGAUACUUCCUGGGUUUGCCAAUUGUUUGAAUAUAUUGUUCUAUGUGUCUGUCAUCGCACAAUCACAUAUUCCUUUUCAUAAUACAGCCAUCAAAGUGUUGUUGGAUAGAGGGCAUACUGUGGAUCUAGUAAUUGCGCAGCUAAACGAAAUGGUAAAGCUUAAAUUUCCAAACGGAGUUGGUAAAAACUAUACAUUCGGAUACGAGGAUCCCAAUUUUUACCGCAAGAAUGCUGGUCAUCUUUCUGAUAUUUUUGUGGAAAAGCCAAUUCCGAUGGCUGAGUUCUUGACAUUUGAUGAUAUGACAUUUAAUCUGUGUGAAACUGUGGUCAAGGAUCCAAAUCUUUUGAAUUAUAUAAAACAGGGGAAUUAUGACAUUGGUCUCAGCAGUGAUUAUGAUCCAUGUGCUAAUAUUCUCAUGCAUGCUGGAGGGGUUCCAUCAAAAGCUAGCAUGGUUCCAACUCCUCUUUUCCAACCGCAAAUUGUUAGCGCGGGCCUUCCGUCACCAGCAAGUGUUUAUGGAACAGUUUUAUAUCCAAAAGGAGACGAUUCAUUUUUCAAUCGUCUUUUCCAUCUUAUCCGGCAUACUUACAAUAUUUAUUUUGUAGCUCCAAGAUUAAUGGAAAAAUAUAAUAAUUUACUUUUGGAAACUUUUGGUCCGACAUUCCCAAGUGCGGAGGAAAUAGAGAGAAAUGUGGAUAUUAUACUAGUGAAUAGCAAUGAAAUUAUUGAAAAACCACGUCCAGUUUCUCACAAAAUCAAGUAUAUCGGUGGAAUGGGGAAGAAAAAAGCUCAACCACUGAAUAAAGAAUUUAAUGAUAUCCUCGCUACAUCUAACAAAGGAGUAGUCCUUUUUUCAUUUGGAACUCAAGUAGCCACAUCUAAAGUUCCGAUCGAAAUUCGCAAAAACUUUGUGACCGCUUUCAAACAUUUCCCAGAUUUUUCAUUUUUGUGGAAAUAUGACAAUUUGACUGACGAUGCUGAAUUAUUUGCUGAUUCCUCGAAUAUUCAUAGAGUGGAGUGGUUACCACAAACUGAUCUAUUAGGAGAUAAUCGAGUGAAGGCAUUCAUUAGUCAUAUGGGAUUGAACUCUUUUCUUGAAACAUCAGCAGCCGGAAUUCCAGUUCUUGCAGUUCCUCUUUUCAUCGAUCAACAGCAUAAUGCUUUGAACGCAGUCUCACGCGACAUUGGUGUAAUCGUAGAGAGACAUCAAUUAACAGUUGAAAACUUAGUCAAUGCACUACAAAAGUUGUUGUAUAAUCCGAAAUAUGGAGAAAAUGCAAAAAUGAUUUCAAAAAUGAUGAAUGAGAAACCCGAACAAUCAGAGAGGCUAUUUGUUGAUUGGGUUGAAUAUGCAGCAAAAAAUCCAGGGCUUCAUAAAAUAAUGAAUCUCCCGGGAGCAGAACUAACUCCAUUUUGGUACUAUAGCGUUGAUGUUAUUUUAAUCGUUGUUCUAUCUUUGACGUCUUCUUUAAUAAUCAUUUGGAAAACAUUGAGCUUCAUAAAAUGUCAGAUUUCAAUUCGAUCAGUUCGAUCAAUUGAACCAAAAUCUAAAUCUGAAUAAUCUUAUCAGGCUUUAAUGUUUUCCUUUUCAAUUUUCGGGUCAAGAGUUUCCAGUUUUAAGAAUAAAAA